This is a messenger RNA of Caenorhabditis auriculariae, 3257 nucleotides long. NCBI's taxonomy places the organism in Eukaryota, Metazoa, Nematoda, Chromadorea, Rhabditida, Rhabditidae. The record is from the annotation of a GenBank genome assembly.
AUGCAGCCUCGAAGUUUGCACGCGAAAUCUGCGGAAGCAUGGAAGAGGGAAUAUGUUGCGCGCAGUGUCGGUGGAAUGCCAGGUGAUUCGUGGCAGGGUGGUAUUAGGGCGCGCGCUAUAUGCGAGCUGUGGUGGGUUCGACCCCCAUUGCUGACGGGUUUUGCAAAAAAAUCUUUUGCCAAAACUCCAAUCAUUCAAAACACUUGGUAAGCUAUUUUCCUGGAUGGAACGAAUUGAAAUAAAUUAAUUUUGUGGAAUAAAAAAAUUUCCAUUUUCAACAAUUUUGAAAUGCUGAUUGAAUAUCAACCCGUGUAAAGUAUAAGUAAGAACCAUUUUGACUGAUUCUAAAUCAUUCUCAGAAUCAGUCAGUCUCAGGUCGGAUGUCGGAAAUUUUUGGCCGAUGUGGCGGCUUCCCGGAUCGAUCUCUAUAUUUCAACUUAAUGACUAUGUUUGGUUGGAUUUGUAUGCCUCUAUCGAUUAUUUGUGCCUAUUGUAUCAUUAGAAAAUCGCCACCCGCAAUGAAAAUGUAUCGCUGGUCGUUGCUCAACUUGUUAUUUUGGUUAGUUGCUUUCGAAUUUCUGAGAAACCAAGAAAGGCUGUUUUUGUUGACGGCUCGAAAAUUCAGAAGAGAUCUUUCAAAAUUGAACGAUUAGAAAACCAUAGUUUUCUCUUCCAAAAAAUGUGACUGAUCGAAAUUUUUCCAGGACAACUCUUCUCUGUUGGAUGAUGGCUUUCGGAGCUCGUCCGGUCUUUUUUCUACCGUAUCUUGGCGGUUUUGCGACAGGCUUUUCUGCGCUCCAUGGGACUGUCGACAAGGUUCCUCGCCCAAGUCACUACAGGCCUCUUAGGGAGGUUCAUUUACAAUUAUUUUCCGCAAUUUCCUUCGUUUCACAGGGGUCGGGGCCUCGGUAGUAACCGUUUUCGAGCAUCAAUACCAAUCGUUUCUUCCUCAAAGCCAUCCAAUGAAGUUUCGAAAAGGGACUAGAUUUGUUAUUCUGCUCGUUUUAUAUUUCAUGUAUGUAUUUUCUUGUUAUUGGCCGACGCUUUUCGAGCCGGAUCAGUAUCAGGCACGAUUGGUGAUUGCAGAGGUGAGGAAUUAGCUGUGGAGCGCAUUUUCUAUUACUUUACAGUCAGAUCUUUGAAAUUAAGCAGACCAAAAUUAGGCUCGCUUGACAAAAAAAAAUUGAUUCGUAGAAUUUUAGAUUUUUAAUCACGCUUUGGGAGCUGCAAGUUCCGUACCAACUUGCUGCUCCAAAAAGAUUGGAAAGCCAAAAUCUCAAUUUUUUCGCCGAAUUUGCAGCUCUCAUCAUGCUCUUGGAGACCGGAAUGAGAUAAAUAACUGAAAAUAUAGUCAAUGUUUAUCGACUUGAAAGGCAAAGGAGGCGGGGCAAGGAGCGGGACGCGUAGCGUGUGCGUACGCGGUCCUUGGCACGAGUCCAAUUCAAUUGCCGCCUAAAAAAGCUCGGCAACCGCUCUUUUUCAAUGUUUUCUCCUAUUUUUUGAUGCACGCAUGGACAUAAUCAAUAAAUCAUUGAAAAAAAAGAGAAAAGAGCGCUAAAUGAGCUCUCAGAAUGCUCGCUGGCGGUUGAAUUGAACUCGUGCCAAGAACCGCGUACGCACACGCUACGCGUCCCGCCCCUUGCCCCGCCUCCCUCGCCUUUCAAGUCGGGAAACAUUGACUAUAGAGGAAUCUCUAGACUUGGCCGACAAUCGCCUGCGAUUUCUGGGGCCCUGAGUACUAUUACAUUUCCGACAGCGGGUUUGGCGUCGUCCACGUCUAUUUUCUAAGCUUGACUGUUUCAUCUUUCCUUCUCACAAUGCCUCUGGUCAUUCACUCCUCGACUCUAGUUUCAAGUUUCAUUGUCACGUCCUCCGCAGCCACAAGAAGGGCUAGAAAGAACUAUAUUCGACAACUUUUGCUCAUGGUAAGUUUGAUUUUUUCAAAAUGAAAAGGUUCAUUUUAGAUGAAAUUUUUGUGAACUUGAACGUCCACCGUAAGAAAAGCGGUUCUUGAUAUGAAAUUAGCCGUUUUUUAGGUUUCUUUUGAGGUUUUUCAAGUUUACAUCUUUUUGGAAGUUUGAAGAUAAAAAAGUGCUUUUCAGGUUUUUCUACCGAUUUUCUUGGCGAUUAUUCCGAUUUUCUUAGUUCUCUCCUGCUACCUUGUUCUCGAGGAGGAAAAUGAGUGUAAGUCAAAGUUAUAGAUUUGAUGAAAUGAAGUCAUCUAAUCAGAUCAGUUUUUGUGAUCAAUCAGAGUGGUCUUGAAAAAGUUAUUCGAAUGAGAUCCAAAACUGCAAAAAAUGCUCCAGAGCCGAACCCAUGACCAUUUACAAGACAGUUUUUGGAAUCCCUCUAGGCGGCAUACUUAGGAGCCGCAGAGUGGUCCCUUUAGGGGCUUUUGAAGGUCCUUCCUCAGACCCUGAACCUCUAAAGGGACUGUCUAAUCUUAUCCCUAGAGUGAGCCCUUUUUUAUUCUCUAAAGGUCCUCUAAAUCUUUGACUAGAAGGCUUCUAGGCACGGCGUUCCCAAACGGGGUGGUGAGACGUCAAAAAAUUUUUGGCGCGAAAUUGGAAGUACGCAGCCAAAUGUAUUCUUCUUCGUUGAAUACUCAGUUUUCAACGAUAGGUAGCUGUGACGUCACAGUCCUUUUAUCCGAAGCGCGCACUUACUUUUUUUUGUAAAUUCAGAAGCCUCGCUCACCUUUCCUCACCCCAUUGGGAAUGCCGUUCUAGGGACCAAUUUAGCCUUUCACAUCGUCUUACCAACCCGUUGUUGCGAAAAUAAAGUUAUUGAUUGAAAAAUAUAUUUUCAGUGAUGUCAUAUUGUUGCGUGGUUUUAUCGUCACACGGUCCUUGUAAUGCCUUAUUAAUUAUGAUUGUUCAUCCGCCGUAUCGAAAGUUUUUGAUGAACCUCUUUUGGUUCCAAAAGAAAAAAGGUUUUUCUAAAAAAUACCUGUUUUUCCACAAGAUUUUUGAAUUUUAGAGAAGCGUCCAGCCGUUGUCAACCUCUCGUCUUAAGAAAAAAGUAUGAAGUAGUUUAUUUUUAAUUUUCUAAAUAAUAAACUUCAUCAUGAAUACUUAGUUGGGCGCGCCGUAGCGCAACAGGUUGUGUGCCUGUCUACGGUCCACAGGGUCACAAGUUCGAUCCCAACCCCGACCCAACCAGGGGGUAUAAGAAAUGUUGGUAGUGGGAAACCACGACUUCAUAAUCCCCAGCCGUCACACACAAGGACGGAUAUGUCACUCGAGCCAGUCCACUGA